CCCAACAGGGCUGUAAUUCACGCAUCUAUCCAAAUGUGGAGCUAGAAGUUUGGUCAACAGAGUGCCCAGAGCAGCUGUGGCUGCCCCUGGAUCCCUGGCAGUGUUCAGGACCAGGCUGGAUGGGGCUUGGAGCAGCCUGGGACAGUGGGAGGUGUCCCUGCCAUGGCAGGGAGGGCACUGGAUGGGCUUUGAGGUCUCUUCCCGCCCAAACCAAUCUGGGAUUCUACCAAUUUCUGAUUCCUACUCAGAGGGCACAUCCAAACAGCUUUGUGAGGAACGCUACGAGAACAGUCCCAGGAAUACAAUAAGAGCCUUCACCUCACAGGGAUUUUUAAGAUGCAGGUCAUUUUUCUGCUCUUCUUGUCCAGACUCAUGACAGCCUGAACCACAGCUCAGCACAGGGAGAAGCUCAUGGGAGUAUCCCCAGUAUCUUCUGGGAUGUUUGGCUUGUGGCACAUGAGGAUUUUACUAGGAAUGACACAACUGCUCUUUUAUAUCUAUUUCCUGCUAUAAACAACUCCAUAUAAAGCAUUUCAUAGAAACACGUUUUGUUAUCCAAACACACUAAAAGCAGGAAAACAGCGUGAGUACAUAAACUGACUACAAACGAUUAAUGAGGCAGUAAUUAGAUAGAGGAGCAUUAAUGGGUUGUGAGCAAUUCAGAUAAGCACAAGGCACAUGCCAGCCAGAGAGCAUCACUCGUGACACCAGAGACAAAGCGGAGCCGGAAUCAGGGCUUGGCUGAAAACUUUGCCAGUGGAGGACAAGAAAAAACUAUUUUCCCAGCACAAAAGACACUGACAAAUCACCUUCCUUCCUUAAUGUCCUUCCCAAACCAAAUCAGUCUGGGAUUUGAUAACUCUUGGAAAUAAGGGUAAAGAAUAAUUAUCCACAGAGGAAGGAAGAUUUCAAAGCCUUGACCACUUACAUUAAGCAAGUGCUAAUUUAGGAGGACAGUUGAUGACUGAAGGGUUUCUGCAGGAGGGUGUAAUGAGGGGGUGGAAAAACCACAAGGAGAGAAAGAAAGGGAAGUGGAACUUUCUCACCUCAGAACAUUCAUUUUGCUUCUCUGUUUUCUCAUGGUGAGUGCGGGGAUAAUCAUCCAGUGUCUGCCCAACCUCAUGACUCUAGGAACUGCAUAUUUAGAGACGCUUUCAGUGUUGCCCAAAGAAGUGAUAACUCUCCUUAAGCCACCUUACACCUCCUUGAAAGCCCCGAACUUGCUGUGUCUAUGCCCAGCCUGAACCAGAGCUGCUCUUUUCCCCCUUGAUGUGGCUCCUUGGUGCUGGUAAGGGCAGAGGAGGAGGCAUCUCUGACUGAGGCAGAGUGUGUUUGCUUCCUCCUCAGGCUGGAAGUGACGCUGCUUUUCCACCUCAUCUCACCCAGCACCCACCUCCUCCAUGGGGCACAGAGCUGGGGCCUCAGGGGAUUUCUGGCAUUCCUCAGAAGGGGAAGGAUGGCACCUUCUCCUUUGCAGGGAAGCCCAGUCAGCAAGAUUUGGGUCAAAGGAGACUCAGGCAGAUGGGAGCAAGCUAUAUAAAGCAAGCACAAUGGGCUGCAGGGCACUGCAGGACAGCAGGGCUUUCCCAAGGUAAGUGGGGAUGGAGGAUUGCUUUCCUUCUUCUCCUCCUUUCACCAGAAGCUGUGGUGCAAGUGGGGAGCAAGUACCAUGCUGGGAAGCAGGAUUGAAGGAGAUGCUGCCUGAGAUGCCAGCCCAGAAGAAGAGCAGUGGGUGUAGCCCUCGAGGGCUGAGCAUCCCUCCAAUUUUUGUCCCUUUCUCCUGAUAAUGCUUUUUCCCACCUCUCUCCCAUCUGAUUCCCAUCAUUUCCCAUCCCUGAUGCUUUGUGCUGAAACAAGGGGGCAUCUUUACCCCUGUCAUCAUUCCUAGUCGCCAGAGAGAGGGAGAACCUCUGCUCCUGGAUGAUGAGGAAAGAAAGAAGGGGGUUGGUAUGACAGAGAAUGGUUUGCUUUCCUCUCCCAGAGCUGUCAGCAGGAUGAACUCUCUCCUCAGCCUCUCCAUGCUGUUUGUGUGGGGCUUGUCCCCAGCCCACGGGAGCCUCUUGCAGCUGCACCAGAUGAUCUCAGAGGCGACAGGGAAAAAUGCUCUUCUGUAUUACGGCUUCUACGGCUGCUACUGCGGGCUGGGGGGCAGGGGACAGCCCAAGGAUGCCACAGACAGAUGCUGCCAGCUGCAUGAUACUUGCUACGAAAACCUCCUGAGGUACCACUGCGAUGCCAAGACACGCCCCUACUGCUACAACUGGCACUACGGCAGGCUCUCCUGCAGUGAGUAGGGCCCUGGAAAAGGGGGUGUCAGCCCCCCAAAGCCGGGGCUGACCCUGGGCUCCCCUCAUUCCGCAGGUCAGGGCUCCCGGUGCACCUUCUUGUCCUGUGAGUGCGACCGCAGCCUGGCACUGUGCCUGAGGAGAAACGUCAGGAGCUACAAGAAACGCUUCCAGUUCUACCCCAACAAGCUGUGCCGGU
Serinus canaria (Common canary) is the source of this 2484-nucleotide messenger RNA. RefSeq names its product phospholipase A2-like. The coding region runs from base 1950 to 2294 and encodes 114 amino acids. The transcript is spliced from 3 exons. Gene Ontology annotation, molecular function: calcium ion binding; phospholipid binding. The record is from RefSeq and is a predicted model, not a curated record. Lineage: Eukaryota; Metazoa; Chordata; Aves; Passeriformes; Fringillidae. Gene Ontology annotation, biological process: negative regulation of T cell proliferation; lipid catabolic process; phospholipid metabolic process.